Messenger RNA from Cephus cinctus (wheat stem sawfly), 3579 nucleotides. Its product is annotated as lamin Dm0. The coding region runs from base 1 to 1791 and encodes 596 amino acids. The transcript is spliced from 9 exons. The record is from RefSeq and is a predicted model, not a curated record. NCBI's taxonomy places the organism in Eukaryota, Metazoa, Arthropoda, Insecta, Hymenoptera, Cephidae.
AUGUCGACGAAAACGAGCAAAAAGACUGUGGUUACAUCUUCGAGCGUGAGCUCCGCACAAUCGCCACAGCCCAGCACCUCGACGCCGAUCGGUCGGCGUCCUGGCAGCCCGCUGAGCCCGACCCGCUAUUCUCGUCUUCAAGAAAAGCAGGAUCUUCAGAAUCUUAAUGAUCGUUUGGCAUGUUACAUCGAGAAAGUACGUCACCUCGAAGCGGAGAAUUCGCGACUCACCCGGGAGGUCCAGACCACCCAGGAGACUGUCACACGGGAGGUGUCCAACAUUAAAUCUAUGUAUGAACACGAAUUAUCCGAUGCCCGAAAACUCCUCGACGAUACUGCCAGAGAAAGAGCAAAGCUUGAAAUCGACACUAAACGUCUUUGGGACGAUAACGAAGACCUUAAAACUAAAUUGGAGAAGAAGACCAAGGACCUACUGAUCGUCGAAGGAAAUUUAAUGAUCUAUGAAACACGCUGCGGCGACCUCCAAUCGAAGUUCAAUCAGUCGCAGGCUGAACGUAAGAAGCUCGCUGAAAGAGAAAGAGAACUCGAGAAGGAAGUUGAGCGUCUAAAGGCUCUACUGGACGAUGCUCGUAAGCACCUUGAGGAGGAGACCCUGCAGCGUAUCGAUCUUGAAAAUAAUAUUCAAAGCCUCAAGGAGGACAUCAGCUUCAAAGAUCAAGUUUAUCAACAGGAACUCACUGAGACUCGUACAAGACGCCAGGUGGAAAUUUCUGAGAUCGAUGGUCGCCUCGCUGAACAGUAUGAAGCGAAGCUGCAACAGUCCCUUCAAGAGUUGCGCGAUCAGUAUGAAGCGCAGAUGCGGGCGAAUCGCGAGGAAAUCGAGUUGCUGUACGAAAACAAAAUCAAAAACCUUACGUCCCAUGCGCAACGUAACAGCGGUGCUGCUAGUUUGGCUGUUGAGGAAUUACGUCAGACUAGAUCUCGAAUCGAUGGUCUGAACCAACGUAUUAGCGAACUCGAAGCCUCCAACAAUGCUCUCAACGCCCGUAUUAGGGACUUGGAGAACAUACGCGAGAAUGAAAGGGCUCGUCACGCUGAGGGUUUGGCUGCUCUGGAAGCCGAAUUAGCCCGAAUGCGCGACGAAAUGGCUCAACAACUUCAGGAAUACCAGGAUCUCAUGGAUAUUAAGGUCGCUUUGGAUCUCGAGAUUGCUGCUUACAGAAAACUCUUGGAAUCUGAGGAAGCUAGGCUAAACAUUACACCGAUGCAGUCACCGAGCUCAUCGGUCUCAGGAGGAAGGACCACACCUUCCAGACACACCCCGCUUCGAGGUGGAAAGAGAAAGCGCACCCUAUUGGAGGAAAGCGAAGAGCGUAGCAGUAGUGACUACAGCGUUUCCGGUACAACAAGAGGUGACGUUGAAAUAACCGAAGCGGAUCCUCAGGGUCGAUUUGUCAAGCUGACCAACAAGGGGAACAAGGAACUGGUGCUUAGUGGAUGGCAAGUGAUCCGCAAAGCUGGUACAUUGGAGACAGUUUAUAAGUUUCAUCGUACUGCCAAGAUUGAACCUGGUGCCAAUGUUACGGUGUGGUCAGCAGAUAUUGGUGCUACUCACGAACCACCAUCCAAUCUUGUCAUGAAGGGCCAAAAAUGGUUCGUUGCUGACAACAUGACAACUACUCUUCUGAAUAACGAAGGAGAGGAAGUAGCCGUGUCUGAACGCAAGAGACAACAGUUGUCCACUUCUCUGUCUCGACAUAGAGAAAACUUGGGGUUUAGACCCUCCGAAGAACUUCACCAUCAACAGAGAAGAUAUCUCUACCCGUAUUAAGCGUGCGGAGUCACGGCUCUGACGGGCAGCCUAUGGAGACCCACAAGGUGAAGAGCGUUGCCGUCUUAUGUGAAGCUGAGAGUUGGGAGUUACAAAAAAAAAUCAAAUUUGAGAUUUCUAGAUAAACUUUGUAAGGUAACGGGUUUGCGUCACACUACAAGGUAUCAGGUCUGGAAUCGAAAGGACACACAGUGUCUAAAGUAACAAAUAGGAAAGAGAAAACGAAAAAACACAAGAAAAAAGAGGUAUCCGGCAUGUUAUCAUCGUAAUCUCAAAAUAAAGGCUGUCUCGGAUAUUUGAAUUUUCGUGCAGGAGCUCAAUGGACGCUAAGCGAAGACAUCUUGUCGUGCGAUUAUUUACACAGAUCAGUUAUAAUAUUGGAUAUUGCGAUUGUGCAACGUGUCAGUAAGAAAAGGGGAAAACAGAAAAGGACGAUGAAUCAAUGACAGACGUAAAAGCAUAAAUGGAAUUUUGAGCUCAAAUUUAAUUUGGGAAUACGUCGUAACCGUAACAUGCCUUAUUUAUGCGUGUAUAUCGUAUGAAAAGUAAAAGAAAACCUAUGGAUGGCGAAACACCUGAUCUAUUAUAUAUAUAUAUAUUAUAUUAAAAACAAAUGAAUGGGGGAAAGAUUAAAAAAUGAUUAAAAGCAAAAUAUUAUAGACCGUGCAUCAAGAAAUGUCUAUAAAUGUUCUCUACGUUCUCUUAUUCGAUUAUCAUUCUUUGUCCACCUUAACGAUUAAGCUUUACCAAGUAUAGAUCGAUCGACGAUCGAUAGCAAAACCCACGGCAAAAGAUCUAAUUGUAUUUCGGAUCUGUGGUGCGAAAAAUCAAUCUCCGCAAUUUUUACGUUUCCUUCCUCUCUCCUUUGUUUCUCGUCGAUUGCUUCGUUCGCUUUCUUUCUCCUUUUUCUUUUCUUUUUCACUUUUCCUAUGACGCGACGAACCGAAGUAGCAACGAUCGACAGAUUUUAUCUUCAAGUUCCACGUCGCUCGUGGAAAUCGUUGAUGGAUCGUCUACCGUUAAUUUUCGUCGACGGAAACAAUUGUAAAAAAAAAAAAAGAAACCAUUAAAAUGUGCAUUUAUUUUAAUUGCCUUUGGACGAGAGCGCAGGUGCACACAAAUUUAAUACAUCUUUUUUUUUUACUGUACUCAUCCUUUAUAUCCGUUACUAAUUGAUAAUAAUUAAUAAUAUUAAUAAUAAUAAAGUAAUCGAUUAACCGUACAAAUAUUUUCGUAUUUUUUAUUUCUAUUAAUUAUUAAUUGUACUAGAAGAAAAACAAAUGGAACCUAUGUGUAAGCGCGUGCGCGCGCAUUCAGUGUGCGUGUUGUACGUGUUGCAAAAAAAAACUUAAUAAUGCAAUAAAAUGAGCACUUUUACAUUUGUACAAUUAAUCCAUAAAAUGGCAAAUCGUUUAUUCGAAUUACAAUGGGGGCAAAAGGAAGUGUACGAUCGUAUAAUUAUUGUGCAAAUAGAAAUAGUAUCGAAAAAGUCAUUCAUUCCAGAGACUGUUAUACGUUAUUGAUUUUCAAUCUGUUAGCUCACGUUCAAUCGAUAUUUUGUUUGUUCUGCGGAAUAAGGUAAAGGGUACUUCUCUACAGUGUUCAUUUUCUAUCCAUUUCAUAGUAGCGUUAGAUUAUAUAGAGAGGGAGAGUGAGAGAGAGAAAGAGAGAGAGCAAUAUCUUUAUAAAUAUCAAAUGCCUUUUUUAUUUUUUGACAAAGCUGUAAGUUGCACCGUAUUACUGUAUACUACAAAUUGUGUGUAAUAAAGAUGACAAAUGUAAAGGCCA